CUCAUCUUUCACCAUCGCAAACAUGGCACAAAACAAGCUGGUCCUUAUUUUCGGCGCCGGUCCUAACAUCGGUGCUGCAGUCACGAAAACAUUUCGCUCCAACGGCUACAACGUAGCUCUGGUCAGCCGCAAGGGCGCUUCCGAUGAUGCUGACCUCGAGUGUCAGCACUUGAAGGCGGAUCUUACGCAACCCCAUGCAGUGGCCGAGCACGGAUGCGCACCAAAUGUCGUUAUCUACAAUGCUGCAUCGGUACACUUCUCACAAAUAGACAAUCCGCUCAACAUUGAGCAAACGGAUUUUGAGGCAGACCUUGCUGUCAACCUCGUGUCGGCUUACGUUGCGGCCCAAUUAGCCGUUAUUGGGUUCGAAAAGCUCCCAGCGGACAUUCCGAAGUCCUUCAUUUACACCGGCAAUGCAUUAAACGUCACACCGCAUCCUCUUGUUCUCACACUGGGAGUGGGCAAGACCGCCAUGGCUCACACAAUCGAAUGCGCUGCUGGUGCUUACGCGGCCAAAGGGUGGACGUUUUACUACGCUGAUGAGCGUUUUGAAGACGGUAGCCCAGUCCGCGACCAAAUAAAUGGUCCGGCGCACGCAGCGAGGUUCUGGGAGCUCAGCCAGGACAGAACACAGCAUCCUUGGAUGGACACAUUUGUUGCAGGCAUUGGUUACAAGAAGUUUGAACCCAAACCAUUCUCCCUCUAAAUAAGAAAGUUCAGGAUAUCGUUGGAUUCUGGGUUCACAUCAUGCGGGAGUCUGUUGAAUGACACGAAUUUCUCAACGAUAACCGAUGUUGCUUCAAAAAAGCACAUUGUAGCUACCCAGCGUAACGCUGAUAGCAUCUCAGCUCAGCGAAGUAGUUGUUCGCAUUCUAUGGUACCAUCUCAGCGUGAUUGUAUUUCCAGGUCCUUGCCUAAUGAGAGUAUUGAUGAUCAUCCUAGGUUCCAGUACGAUAGAUUAAGACCAGCGCAUCCACUGUCAUAGACCGUGGGCG
This is a messenger RNA of Aplosporella prunicola CBS 121167, 995 nucleotides long. RefSeq lists its product as uncharacterized. The record is from RefSeq and is a predicted model, not a curated record. The coding region runs from base 23 to 706 and encodes 227 amino acids. The transcript has 4 exons. Lineage: Eukaryota; Fungi; Ascomycota; Dothideomycetes; Botryosphaeriales; Aplosporellaceae.